AGCAGCAACACCAGCAGCAGCAGCAGCAGCUCCAGCACCAGCAGUAGCUACAGUAGCAAUAGCAGCAAUAGCUACAGCAGCAACAACAGCCACAGCAACACCAGCGACAGAAGCAGCAACACCAGCAGCAAGCGCCAAAGCAGCAGCAUCAUCAGCAGCAAGAGCAACAAAAGUAGCAGCAACACCAGCAGCAACAGCAACAGCAGCAGCAGCUCCACCAGCAGCAGCAGCAGCAACGGAAGCAGCAGCAACAACAGCAACAGCAAGGAGCAGCAGCAUCAGCACCAACACCAGCAGCAAUAGCAGCCACAGCACCAGCAACAGCAGCAACAGCAAAAGCAGUAGCAACUCCAGCAGCAGAAACAACAUCAGCAACAACAGCAACAACAGCAGCAACACCAGCAGAACAAGCAGCAGGAACAACAGCAACAGCAGCAGCAGCAGCAUCAGCAGCAGCAGCAACAGCAGCAACAGCAAGAACAGCAGCAACACCCGCACCACAAAUGCAGGGGCAGCACAAUCGGCAGCAGUAGCCGCAGCAACAACAGCAGCACCAGCACCAGCAACAGCAGCAACAGCCGCAGCAACACCAGCAGCAACAGCAACAGCAGCAGCAGCUCCACCACCAGCAGCAGCAGCAACAAAAACAGCAGCAAC
This is a messenger RNA of Carcharodon carcharias (great white shark), 657 nucleotides long. Its product is annotated as GATA zinc finger domain-containing protein 10-like. The transcript is spliced from 3 exons. Lineage: Eukaryota; Metazoa; Chordata; Chondrichthyes; Lamniformes; Lamnidae. The record is from RefSeq and is a predicted model, not a curated record. The annotation marks the transcript as partial.